Molecule: messenger RNA, 2301 nt
Organism: Emericellopsis cladophorae
Lineage: Eukaryota; Fungi; Ascomycota; Sordariomycetes; Hypocreales; Bionectriaceae
Exons: 2
Coding region: 1-2301 (766 amino acids)
Biological process (GO): DNA-templated transcription; positive regulation of transcription by RNA polymerase II
Cellular component (GO): nucleus
Molecular function (GO): DNA-binding transcription factor activity, RNA polymerase II-specific; sequence-specific DNA binding; zinc ion binding
Source: RefSeq, a predicted model, not a curated record
AUGUCGCAGGUCAUCAGCAGCGGCGACAAGGUCAGCAAACGAUGCCUCCGAGCCUGCGCGCGAUGCCGCGACAUGAAAGUCCGGUGCUCUGGUACCAUGCCAUGUGUCCGCUGCCAGCGGAAGAAGGAGGAGUGCUAUUUCCGCGCUGAGGAUGCGCGUAUCACCGUCUCGCAGAGUUAUCUGCAGUCCCUGGAGACCAGAGCGUCUACCGACAACCGUGGGGACCUGCGGUCCAUCUUGCGGCCCUCCUCGCCACGGAGGCAGACGGCCCUGUCGCCGCCACAGUCCACCGUCAUGUCUAGGCACGGGAGCAGCAUAGGGCCCCGGGCGAUGCCAGACAGCCGCCACGGGUCGACGGUCACGACGAACGCCAGCUUAGGCAGCCGCGAUGGCACGACGCCCGGGUCGUUGCACCUCCCGGAGCCCACGCAACGUAGGACGUUUGGCCCCGACGACAGAGAUACCAGUACUAAUCGCGACUCCUCCCCCCAUGGCUUCCGCCAGAAUCCUCUCGUGGACAAUGGCGAGACGUUCGCCCGCGACUCCAACGGCAAAUUUUGGUACAUGGGACCCACCUCCUCCUGGGCGUUCUGCCGUCGUGUUCUGGCCAUCAUCGGUGCUGGCAAGGGCUCUGGCAUGGAGAUGCCUCCAGCCCGAAGCCCGGUCAACCCAUGGGAUCUCGAGACGCUGCACCUCACCUGGGACCCCAUAGGCGCCAACGAGCAGCCGAGCGUCGACAACCUCCCCUCGCGAGACUAUGCGAGCUAUCUUGCUCACACGGUCAAGUACCACCUCGGAUCACUGUACGACAUUAUCGAUCACGACUCGUUCCACCAGCAGAUGCGCGACUUUUAUCACAACCCGCAGGAGGUGGCCAACGAGUCGCGCUACUGGUACUCGCAAUUCCUAUUCAUGCUUGCGUUCGGCGAGGCGUUCAGUCCGACGGAGAGCUCGGAAGCAGGCACCCUACCCGGCAUGAGCUACGCCUCACGGGCACUGGCACUGAUCCCAGCGCUCGUGCCCAUUGACAAGGCAUCCAUGCCUGCCGUUGAAGCGCUCUGCCUCGCGGCGCUGUACCUACAGGCAGUGGACCUGCGACUCAUGGCGUUCCAGCUGAUCGGUCAAGCACUCCGUAUCUCGGUCAUUGAAGGCUGGCAUCGUCACGUACCGCCCGAGGACGUCGGCUUGCGGUACUCGCAGCGCUGCAACACCAUCUUCUGGACGGCGUACAUCAUGGACCGCGAGUUUGGCACGCUGGUCGGUGCGCCGAGCUCGAUCCGCGACGAAGAUAUUACGACCAAACUCCCCUCGAUGAUAGAAGACUCGCCAAGGGCAACUGCCCUGUCACUGCAGAUCAGGCUGUCGCGGCUGACAGCGUCCAUCCUGACCGGCGUCUAUGGCGUGGAUAGACACUUUAACGAGUCUCUGAUUCGCGACACGCAGUCUGUCCUACAGGACCUGGCGCACGUCUCGCGAGACCUGACCACCUACAUGGAGCAAGAGCUCAAGGGCACGGACGUCAGCACGUCCAAGAUCGCCACAAGGCUCAUUCUCUCCUACCACCACUGCGUUGUCUUGACGACGAGGCCGCUGGUUAUGUGUGUGCUCCAGAGGCGACUGGCGCAUGGCGACACGGACAACUCGAUCCCCGAAGGGCCCAUUGCCGCUCUGCUACAGGCCUGCUCCAGCUCGGCCCUGAACAUCCUGAGAACGGUGGCCAACCUCGGCGACAGGAACCUGGUCGACUCGUUUCUGCCGUUCCAGCUCGAGUCCUCCUUCUCGUCCGCCUUCCUGCUCUACGUCCUCGACACGGUGUCACCCGACUUUAUCCAGGACGAGACCUGGCUCAGCACCACGCGUCACAUCUUCAACAUUAUGAUCAGCCGCCGCAGCCCGGCGGCGGCCCUACGGAAACGCGAGUUUGCGCGUCUCGAGGAGGUUAUGAGCGACUACAUACGGGGUCGCGACCCAGAGCACCACGAGAGGAUAUAUGCGCACGAGUACACCGAGAAUGCUCCACUACAGCCGCACCAACAUCAUCAGCAGUCACAGGGCCAGCAUCAACAACCGCAUCAACAAUCCCAGGUGCCGCUUCAGCACAUCUCACAACAUUACCACCAUACCCAGAAUCACCAUCCCCAUGCCCCACAGUCCAUGCCAGCGGGGAACAAUGGAUCGGACGAGAUGGAUCACGAGACGUGGGAUCUACUGGGGAGCUACAAUAAUUUUGGCAUGUCACCAACGGAAAUGCUGAAUCUCGCUGAUGAUCUCCAGGUGGAGGACUUUAUGAUGCCCGAGUAA